AUUAGAUCCUGCUCAGUUCGGUCUAUAAUUACCAUAUUGGUUUUCCUCUGUAGGAAUUAUUUCAGGUAUUGGAAUAUCAAUAUUGAAUUUACUUGUUAUUCAUAAGAAAUAAAUUACAUUCGCUGUGCUCGGGUUUGAAUUGCCUGGAGAUAUUGGUAGGCUAUCACGCCUGAUUCUCAGGCAGUUUAUAUCAGAGUACGGCGGAAAUAUUAUUUCUUGUGGAAUUGUAGGAUAUUCUGGACGGGUGUAGGCAGCUCUGCCGGCUGAUUUUUUAUCCGAAUUACAGGUGUUAAGCGUCCAGAGGCUCUUGCGAAUCCACAAGAUUGGCGCCCGAACACAAGACGGUGAAGGAGAGGGAGCUUAUUUCAUCUUAAUAAUCAUAAAUUUAUUUCAGAGAUCGACUUAUCUACGCUUGAGAGGGAGCAGAAAUAUAAAUAUUUCUUUUCAGUGGAGUCGUGGGUCGCCUAGCCAUCAAUACUCUGUUCAAUAUUGUUGUUCAAUUUUAUUUCUUAAUAAUUAUUGAUCGAAUUGAGCAGGUAUUUUUUGUUGCACUAAUGGGGGCUACACGGUGUUACUCUGAUGUAUUAAUCCCUGAAAUGAACAAGCUUGAGGUAGUCGAUUUAUUUAUUAAUUUGUGAUUGUUCAUACACUGGAUAUUAUUUUGAUUGUGUUGAAUUUUAUGUUGAUCAUUACGGUAUAUUAUAUUGUAGAGUAUUAUUGUAUUCUAAAACGUAUUAUUGUCGCGAUUUUGUCUUGCUUUGAAGUUGUGGGAAUUAGUCAGCGGUAUUAAUUCUUCAGAACUACAAGAUAAUUUGCACUGACCUGAUUCUGUUAUUCCAAUUUGCGCGCACCACUAUCAUUCACUCACUAUUUUUCACUUAUUGGAUUUCGUCUACACUUCACUUUUUGGGAGAAUCAUGGCAAACCCCGCCACGGAACUGGAUGGGUCUACCACAUUGUUUACACCGGCAGAUCCUGUCUCACCCGAAGCUCCUCCAAAACCGGCAACCAGCGCGACUUCAGUUGACUUUGAGCGCGGCAUUCGAGAGCGUUUGUCAUCGACUCAGCUAGAGGAAAGUCAGCCAAUACUUAAUUCGGUGCAAUCAUCACCAAUCGCCAACGUCGAUCGGCGCGAGGUAGAUCGUCAAACGUCUUCCAAUGAUGUCGUUGCUGCUGAGUUGGAGACCAAACAGCCGCAGGGGCUGCCAUAUCUACCACCUGGGACGAUCGAAACCAUACUUGAAGUUUUCAAGACCACUGCUGCUGGAAUAGAAAAGAAAUUAGAAGAAACCGGCAAUAGAUUGGACAAGAAAAUAGAAGAAACAAGUAAUAGUUUGGACAAGAAAAUAGAAGAAACCAGUAAUAGAUUGGACAAGAAAGUGGAAGAAAUGACCGCAAACUUUUUGCAACUCAAAAGUAACGUUGAGGAUUUACAUCGAAAAAUGGAUGAAAAACAAAUUGAAGCUAAGAAUUAUACAAAUGAACAAAUACAAACGGUGAGAAGUGAAUUUGGUGAAAGAAUUCUAAACCAACACCGGGAAAAUACUGAAGCAAAUGGUGAAUUGGAGAGCAAGAUUACCCAGGCCAAUGCUAAGCUAGCUCAGAAUGAUGUGAGGUUAGGUGAAUUGGAGGCUCAGCAAACAAAUCACACGGCCCAAAUAAACCAGCUGAGAGCAGAUGUCACACAGAAUUCAGCUGAAACUUUAAAUCCCGAAGUAAUUAAGGGAUUGAAAACUCAGCUAGAUCAAACUAAAGCCGAGUGUCUACAAAUAAAGAAUAGUUUGGCUAACGUUUCUGGUGGUAAUAAUCAUAAUACUGGACAAAUCUUGUCAUCUUUACCAAUAUUUGAUGAUACUGAGUGCACCAUUCAACCACGGGCAUUCAUUCAGCAUUUGCAGGCUAUUGAUUCCGUUACUACUAUACCAUGGAUUACGUGGAGAAUGCAUCUUUUACUAUGUCUACAGAAAGAACCACUGAUACACUUCAGAAGUCGCAUUACUGAAUUCAACUCGUUAAAGGAUUUUAUUGACAACUUCUUAGCUACUUUUUGGUCUCCUGCAAGACAGAGAAAUUUAUUGUCUCACAUCAUUACAUGCAGAUAUGACAAGCAGAAUACGGGGCUGUCCAUGAGUGCCUUUUCAGCCCACAUUCGCUAUUUGAACAAUCUGAUGGAUAAUCCAAUCGAGAAUGGAAAUUUGAUCGAAAUAUUAAUUGGGAAGUUACCUUAUUCCAUUCAGACGGCAUUAAGCUCGCAAAGUUUUGAAUCCUAUGACAAGUUUGAGGCUUGUUUGAGUCGAGUACAGAGUGUAGACGAUAAAUUUGGUUCACGGAAUUUCAAAACAAACCAUCAGAAGGAUGAGAGGUUAGGUGUUGUCGUGAAUGAAGUUGAAACUCCUCAUCGUAAUUAUAAUCGAGGCAGUCAACCGAGUCGACCUCAAAAUAAUAGCCGUGGAUUUGGAGAUAAUCAUCGGAGAAAUUAUAAUGAGGGAAGUUCAUUUAUUCCAAAUAAAUCAGUCGACUCAACUACAACUCCAGAACAAAACAUAAACAGAAGCGAUGACGUCACUCAACCGCAGCCAUCUGUAUCAACAACCAGUUCGUCGCCCAACCAACAAUCUCAGUCCAACAAAAAGCAGUUCCAUUCUAAUAAUCAGAAGGGAAAUAAUUCUCAGCGUCGUAAUAACAAUAAUUGACAACCAGUUUCGACUGUCUCUGGCAUCAAUC
Nilaparvata lugens (brown planthopper) is the source of this 2724-nucleotide messenger RNA. RefSeq lists its product as uncharacterized. The record is from RefSeq and is a predicted model, not a curated record. Bases 918 to 2693 code for a protein of 591 amino acids. Lineage: Eukaryota; Metazoa; Arthropoda; Insecta; Hemiptera; Delphacidae. The transcript is spliced from 2 exons.